Myxocyprinus asiaticus (Chinese sucker) is the source of this 1724-nucleotide messenger RNA. RefSeq names its product tissue alpha-L-fucosidase-like. The record is from RefSeq and is a predicted model, not a curated record. The transcript is spliced from 8 exons. Gene Ontology annotation, molecular function: alpha-L-fucosidase activity. Lineage: Eukaryota; Metazoa; Chordata; Actinopteri; Cypriniformes; Catostomidae. Gene Ontology annotation, biological process: glycoside catabolic process; fucose metabolic process. Bases 226 to 1575 code for a protein of 449 amino acids. Gene Ontology annotation, cellular component: lysosome.
UAUGUCAUAUGAUGAACCAGGAAAUACGUAGUUGUUUUUCGGAUUUUAUGACCGCGCUAUGAUUAGUUGAAAGGGAUCUAGGAAGAAAUAUACUUUUUUUUUUUUGUGCAGACGUCAGUGUGCGUUAACUACUAUGCACUGAUAUUGGAGGUUUAGGCUCACUUUUGCUCAUUAAUGCUCGCGCUCACAUGUGCAAAUUGAACUGGAGUUUAGUUCUGUUAAAUAAUGGAAGUGACUCGGAUAUCACUGUUUCUUUGUCUGUUAUCAUGUGUGUCGUUAAUCGGAGCUCGAUACACUCCCGAUUGGGCUAGUUUGGACUCCAGACCUCUGCCUGAAUGGUACGACGAUGCGAAGUUCGGGAUCUUCGUUCACUGGGGAGUGUUUUCUGUGCCCGCGUUCGGCAGCGAGUGGUUCUGGUGGAACUGGCAGGGCGCGCACAAACCUGAUUAUAUUCUGUACAUGGCCAAGAACUAUCCACCUGGAUUUACAUAUGCGGAUUUCGCACCUGGUUUUCGCGCACAGUUUUUUGAUCCUUCUGAGUGGGCAGAAAUCUUCGAAGCUUCAGGAGCAAAAUAUGUGGUUUUCACGUCCAAACAUCAUGAAGGCUUCACCAACUGGGGCUCCCCAAACUCCUGGAACUGGAAUUCAGUGGAUAAUGGACCGCGCAGGGAUCUUGUUGCAGAUUUGGGCGUUGAAAUAAGGAAAAGAUCUCUGCAUUAUGGACUCUACAACUCUCUGUUUGAAUGGUUCAACCCCCUCUACCUGAGUGACAAGCAGGCUGGUUUCAAGACCCAGGAGUUUGUUGACAACAAACUUAUGCCAGAGCUCUACAAUUUGGUCAAGAGGUACAAGCCAGAGUUGAUCUGGUCAGAUGGGGACUGGGAAGCACCUGACACCUAUUGGAACUCUACAGAAUUUCUAGCCUGGCUCUACAAUGAUAGUCCGGUCAAAGAUGUAGUUGUGGUUAAUGACAGAUGGGGGGCGGGCUGUUCCUGUAAACAUGGAGGUUAUUACAACUGUGCUGACAAAUUCACCCCAGGGACGUUACCUAGUCACAAGUGGGAGAAAUGCACAUCAGUGGACACAUACUCUUGGGGUUAUCGUCGUAAUAUGGAGCUAAAUCAACUAAUGGAUCUACCGUCCAUAAUAAAGGACCUGGUCUACACAGUGGCCUUCGGGGGCAAUUACCUUCUGAAUGUGGGGCCCCAGCCAGAUGGCAUGAUUCCACCUGUUUUUGAGGAACGUCUCAGAGACGUUGGAGCCUGGAUGAAGAUCAGUGGGGAAGCCAUUUAUGCAACAAAGCCUUGGAGAGUACAGACUGAGAAUGCAACUGUCCCUGUCUGGUACACCUCAAAAGGCACCACUGUAUAUGCUAUCUUUACCUCAAGACCCAUGCAGAACACCUUUCAGCUCUCUGAACCUAAAACGUCAGACAAAACUGUGGUGACUUUGUUGGGUAUAUCUGAGCCUUUGAAAUGGGCUCCUCUACACUCAACGGGACUGAUUGUGCUGAUAACGGAUCUACCCUAUUCACCUGCUCAAGCCUGGACACUUAAGCUGGAUGGAGUGUCUUAAACCACUCAUUUCUACUGAGGAUUAUAAUGGGAUUUUUAGACUUUUGUUUUAAGUUUUGUAUGAAUCUAUUUUUUAAUGGCAGAGAAUUGACUAGAUUGCUUAUUAAAUGAACAACAACACAUACAUAAUAUUAAAAAUAAUUUUAAAUA